GCUGGGGUACUAGGUGGGCGAGUCAAGUUUUGGGCAUCUAAAACCUGGGUGAAGCAUCUGCUUUACUCUUCGGGAUCUGAGAGCGUGAAGAUGCGGAAGGUGGUUUUGGUCACCGGCGCGACCAGUGGCAUUGGCCUAGGCCUUUGCAAGCGGUUGCUGGCCGAAGACAGUGAGCUUCACCUGUGCUUGGCAUGCAGGAACAUGAGCAAAGCAGAAGCUGUCCGGGCUACACUUGUGGCCUCUCAGCGUACUGCAGAGGUCACCAUUGUGCAGCUGGACGUCAGCAACCUGCAGUCAGUGUUCCGGGCUGCCAAGGAACUUAAGCAAAGGUUUCAAAGAUUAGAUUAUAUAUUUCUAAAUGCUGGGAUCAUGCCUAAUCCAAAGCUAAACAUCAAAGCACUUUUCUCUGGCCUCUUUUCAAGAAAUAUGAUUCAUAUGUUCUGUACAGCUGAAGGACUGCUGACACAACACGACAAGGUCACUGCCGAUGGGCUCCAGGAGGUGUUUGAAACCAAUGUCUUCGGUCACUUUAUCCUGAUUCGGGAACUGGAACCUCUUCUCUGUCACAGUGACAGUCCAUCUCGGCUCAUCUGGACAUCAUCUCGCAAUGCAAGGAAAUUUAAUUUCAGCCUUGAGGACAUGCAGCAUAGCAAAGGCCAGGAACCCUACAGCUCUUCCAAAUAUGCCACUGAUCUUCUGAGUGUGGCUUUGAACCAGAACUUCAACGAACGAGGUCUCUAUUCCAGUGUGGCAUGCCCAGGUACAGUAAUGACCAAUAUGACCUAUGGAAUUAUACCUCCCUUUGUGUGGACACUGCUGAUGCCGGUGAUAUGGCUGCUUCGCUUUUUUGCAAAUGCUUUCACAUUGACACCGUACAAUGGAACAGAAGCACUGGUAUGGCUUUUCCACCAAAAACCUGAGUCUCUCAAUCCUUUGAUCAAAUAUCUAAGUGCCACCACAGGCCUGGGAAACAAUUAUGUCAUGAUGCAAAAGCUGGACAUAGAUGAAGACACUGCUGAAAAAUUUUACCAAAACUUAUUGGAACUGGAAAAGCAUAUUAGGGUCACCAUUCAAAAAUCAGAUCAACAGUGUCACUGAUGUUGAUACUGUCAAGACCAUCGAGUAACCUUCUGUGCAUUUGGGGACACGUGACACUGAGUUGACCUGGAUGCUAACAGGUUUUUAGUAAAAUAUAAGCUGUGGUCUCUUUUACUCCCCUUAAAUAUUAUCUCUAAGACUGUUCAUAUAUGCAAGUGUAUGUGUAACUGAGAAAAAGAAGGGUGUGUUAGUUAUUUUUCUCUUAUUGCUGAGACAAAAUACCUGACACCUAAAGUUAGAGGGGGAAAGGUUCAUUUGGCUUAUAGUUCAUAGAGGUUUCAGUCUAUAAUCAGCUGGCUUCAAGGCAGGGUGGCAGAGGGGCAACAUUUCAUGGCAGCAGAAGACAGCAAAAGCAACAAGAGGGGCCUUAACAGCAUCUUUCCUCCUUUUAUCCCAUCUCAUCCUAUGGGGAUUAAGUGCCAACCAGUCACUCUUGUGGUUUAGUAAUCACACACCCUUAAUCUCAGCAUCACACAUUCCAGAUUCAGCCCCCUCUUGAAAAAGAAAGCCCCACCUCAUCUGUAUGAGGCUUUGAGGGGACAUCUAAACACAAGCCAUCACAUUCUGCCCCUGGCCCCCUAAAGAGUCGUGCACAUCCCUUUAUGCAAAAGGCAUUUAGUCCAUCUCUAAAAGUUGUGAAAGCCCUAACAGUUCCAACAUUGCUGAAAAGUUCAAGUCCAAAGUCUCCUCUUAGAUUUAAGGCAAACUCUUAGCUGCAAGCUUCUGUAAAAUGAAAAGAAAGUUGACCACUUCGAACAUUCGAUGGCACAAGAUAAGACCUUUCCAUUCCAAAGGUUACAGGUAGGGGGAUACAAAGGAAUGGGACCAAAGUGAAUCCAAAAUUCAGCAGGGCAAACAUUAAAUCCCAUAGUUCCACUUCCAGCAUCCCAGAGUCUGUGGCAAGUUGUGAACUCUAUAAAGGGCUAGAGUGGCUUUGCCUUUAUGGGACUGCAGAUGAUUGUAACUCCCAUGGCUUCUCUCUUGAGCUGGUUCUGCUCCCUCUUUGCAGCAUUCCUCACAUAAUCCAUGCACCUGUUGUCUCCAAACUUCUGGGGUCUCCACUACAUUUUAGACUUCACACUCACAGCUUCAAACACUGCCCUCUUGGGCACACUCACCUCUUAGGCCUUCUGUGAUCUGGGUGGAACCCUUCCUGACCCCAUAACUCUUGCAUUCUGCAUGCACCUUAAACCAGCACCGUGUGGAUGAUGCCAAGGUCUGCUGCCAGCUGCAGCAGUAGCUAGUCUUCCCUCUCUUGGAUGUAGGGUUGAGUGUGAUCACUGAACACUCUGAAUCCGCUGAGGAACAAAUUUUCUAGGCUGCUGCCAUUCUGAAACAUGGUGCUGUGGGGUUUUCUUUUCAAAGCAGUCUUUCACUUUUGCAAUUUUGAGGCUGCGAAGGGUGGUGUCCUGCUGCUUAUGAUGCCAUUGGGCUAUCUUUUGUAUUCUUUCCCUUCUCAGCAGUCAAGAUCUCUUUGCAGUCCACAGCUUUACUGGAACUUCCUUUCUGGCCAAACUCAAAAUGUUUUAAAUCAUUCUUCUGGGCUUUUUGCUCUUGAUUCUCAUCAUAGAUCUGGCUAAAAGCAUCUAAUAGCACUCUUGCCAUGGCCUUGACGUUAGCCUGGCUUGAAAUUUCUUCUGCCAGAUUAGCCUGCCACCCUUAAUCUCAGGUAAAUUCUCUGGAUGUGAGCAAAAUGCAGACAAACUCUGCCAAGCCAUAAUGCAUCAUCUGGAGCCCAACAGUAAUGCAGUUUUUCUUACCAGCAGAAACCUCCUGAGCCUGGCUUUCUGAGCUUUGACCAGAAUCUCCCAUACAGAACAGCCCAAGGCAUUCCGGCAUUACUUCUUCAGCUGGCAUCUCUGAAUCUUUCCUAACUUCUCCUUCCCACAAGCCAGUUCCAAAGUCUCUUGAGCCACAUGGCCAGUGUCCUAGCGACGACCCCAUUUCACUGGUACCAAUUUUGUUGUAGUCAGGGUUGGCAAGGGAAUAGAUUUAAUACAGGACACAUAAUUUAUUGUAAUAGUUGCCCCAAAAGUCAAAUGCAGAGAAGUCCAAGAAAUCUAACCACACACUAGAAACCCAAAGAAUCCAGCCAAGGGCCUAGAUUCCACAGUAAUGUUCUGCAAAAGUCCAGCUGAAAGCCUAUAGUCCAAGGCAAUGUCUUUCAUGAGAUCACCCAGAGGCCUUGAGCCUACAGCAAUGUCUCAUGCUUUCCCAUGUCUCCUGCUUGUCCAUAUCGAGGAUCUGUACUGGGAAGGCCCCAAGGCCAGUGGUGGAAAUUAGAAAGACUACUCUGGAGGGCUGAAGAAUUUGUGCCCCUAGGCUGAAGAAUCUAUACUGGAGCCAGGAAGUGAUGCUCACAGCAAAGAUCAGAACUCACCUGAUGAACAGCAGCCAUUGCUAGCAACAGGGAGGACCUGAGGUCCUCCAAUAAGGAGAGAACAACUAUGUUCACAUCAGGAAAACUACCCAUGGCAAACUUCUCCAGGAAAACAGCAUACCAUCUUCUCUUCCAGUUCUUUAUGCUGUUGGCAAAAAUCUUUAGGUGGGUCUUCCAUGCCCAGACCAUGCUGAUCAGUUCAGUUGGGUGUUCCAGGUUGACCGUUAGUUAAUCCAUCACAUAGAUAAAAAUACCAUAUAUUCUCCUGAAUGGGUGUCACACUAAAGUGACUAGUCACCCAAGAAAACAUCUGUUUAUAUUGUUCUGCCAGUUGGACCCCAAGGUAGACUGUGUGUGAUAAAGGACAACUUGAAUAUUGUGACAGGCACACUGGAGACCUCCUACUGCCCUAGCCCCAGCAAGAGGAGGGACUAUUUUCUGAAUGACAGUCUUAGCUUUAUUCCUUUCCUUGUGAGCAGUGUUUUCCUUAGUUUUUUUUUGCUUUAUUUUCUUCUCCUUGUGCCACUUCUGUGAUCCUAACCUAAGAUUUUUAGAAUCCAAACAAUCCUAAUAUGGAUGUCCAUGUACUUAAUCUCAGGAACAAAAAUAUGUAUGUGUUUGGAUUACUCAAAUUAUUUAUGUUAUCAAGUGUCUUUUAUGGAUUUAGGGUUAGUUCAAGUGAACAUUGGGCUUGGCCCUUAACUCCAUUUAAAGAUUUGUUCAUUAGUGACCAAUUCAUUUUCAUGAUCAUAUUUUUUAUUAAGUUUAUUAGUACCUCUUAGGUAUACAAUACAGUUACAUUCAUCACUAGCAACUUGUACCUUUACAUGAUAUAUCUUGGUUCUUAUUUUUUUUUUCCAUUAAGUUUGUUGGUAUAUUUUAGGUGUACAACACAGUUACAUUCAUCAUUGGGGUCUUGAACCUUUACAUGAUGUAUCUUGGUUCUUAUUUUUCCCCCAAUCCUCUGCCCUCCCUUCACCCCCUCCACCCUUUCCUAUUUACGAAGACUUUGUUUCCAUUUUUUCCUAAUAGAUACAAACUUGCAGCAAAACAUUAUUCACAUUAUGUUUCACUAAAACUCUCUAAUUGAAGUACUGAUUGGAUAUCAGUACUGUGUAAAGUACACUACAGAAUAAUGGAAGAGAAUGGUUCACUUAAUUUACAUGUGUUAGAUAAUCAAGUAAAACCUUCUUUUUUUGGUACCAGGGAUCGAACUCGGGACCUUGCACUUGUGAGGCAGGCACCAGAAUCACUGAGCUAAAUCCCUAGCCCUUCUUUUUAUAAAUCUUAAAAUGAUUAUAUCCCAGGCCUCAUUUGAUAUGAAAACAAAAAGUGCUAAAAUACCUCAAUAGUUUUACUGUAAAUAAAACCAACAUAACAUCUGGAUAUAAUAAAGUCAGUACAAUUUUGAAUAAAUAAAUAAAAGGAGAAAAUGAUAAACAUA
Messenger RNA from Heterocephalus glaber (naked mole-rat), 4922 nucleotides. It is a transcript of the gene Hsd17b7, whose product is annotated as hydroxysteroid 17-beta dehydrogenase 7. Lineage: Eukaryota; Metazoa; Chordata; Mammalia; Rodentia; Bathyergidae. Gene Ontology annotation, cellular component: endoplasmic reticulum membrane. The record is from RefSeq and is a predicted model, not a curated record. Gene Ontology annotation, biological process: cholesterol biosynthetic process. Gene Ontology annotation, molecular function: estradiol 17-beta-dehydrogenase [NAD(P)+] activity; 3-beta-hydroxysteroid 3-dehydrogenase (NADP+) activity; 5-alpha-androstane-3-beta,17-beta-diol dehydrogenase (NADP+) activity.